Molecule: messenger RNA, 1998 nt
Organism: Puccinia graminis f. sp. tritici CRL 75-36-700-3
Lineage: Eukaryota; Fungi; Basidiomycota; Pucciniomycetes; Pucciniales; Pucciniaceae
Exons: 5
Coding region: 532-1740 (402 amino acids)
Source: RefSeq, a predicted model, not a curated record
CGGCGAUGGACGGGACAGCUGUCAAGGCCAGGCAGGCCGAUGACCAAUGACGGAGUGUUGGCUCAUGAAUGUCAGCAACAACGAUACAUACUAGGGUCGAGCGAUGACAUCAACAAAUGGCACCUGAUCAACCUGCUUUUAUGUAUCGACCAUCUGACUCUUCUCACAUGGCGACUUUCUGCUUUCAUGCCCUGGCGGUCAUCCAUGACCCCGGGCUCAGCUUGUGUGGAUGCGACCGAUCCGGAGAAGCCUAGCGGCAUCCGGACGGCGGUGAUCGCCGGGCCGGCGAUGGACCAUCCAGAGGUUGAUAAUUGAUUGUAAGCUGCUCACUGCUGGUCCAAAGGGAUGGAAUUGACAGCACAGCAGUUGCGGACAUCUUGUUGGAUGAAACUGGCUUCAGAAGGAAAUCCAGGGCGAUGUUCGCGAAUCCCCUCCUCUAGCUCCCUGCUCAGUCAAUUCAUGUCUCCUUGACUCAUCACGUACAGUCGAAAACUCACUAUACUCGAGGGCUCAAGAUGAAGGCCUUUGGAGAUGAGAGUACCCCUGCUUAAACAUCACACAGACAUUCCUAGUGAUCAGAUGAGCACCAAGCGAUUCAUCGUCUUCGGCAAUCCACCCACGCUACAACAACUCCGAGCUUGGUCGAUCUCAUCGCCGGACAUACCAAUCACCUGGCAGACGCGCACAGUUUAUGACUCCACCUCGCAAGCCCAUGAUCAUCAGUCUGGAUCGAAACCUGAUUGUACGACCGAUCAACUGGUAGCCAACUCUCAUCAAGCACAUUCUUCCGAUCCCCCUCGCCAUCCAUCUUCGGCCAACGAACGUUCGACCCGCCUUCCGACUCUUCCUUCUGCCUCUGUCGGCCACUCUAAACAUCCAGGAGAUAUUACCGCCAGCUCAGAAUCCCUCGAUCUCAAUCAGGGAUCAAGGAAGCGACCGAGGCUACAAACACCAGAAGAACGCGAUGAUGAAGUAGAUACCGAUCAGGAUGUUUCGAAAGACUUCCCUGGCAAUGGGCAUGAUGCGGCGGCUACAAACUCUGACAGCAUGGAUUACUACCAAAGCCAGCUGGAUUAUCGGGACUCUUUCGACGAGGGUUCUGGGGACAUCUCUUCAUUGACGCCCACGCCAGGCAAUCGGACCAGCUGUUUACUGUCGAACCCUCCACAGGAGCUUACAAACGAUCCUUCCCCGGCCUCUGGCACGCUUCGUCCACCAUCUCAGCAGCAGAGCCAAAGCUACUCCGAAUCGAUGGUCGUCAACCCGCCUCAAUGGCACUUCGAUUCCCGCUCCUGUACCCCACUCGACCAGCUUGAGAAUUACAACAAGAGCCCGUAUAGCAUCCUGUUCUACCUCAGCGACAAGAAAGGCUUGAGUACGAUCGAGCUCAAGAAGCCGCGCAAAGACGGCUCAUCUACCGUCGAUAUAGCUCACUUCGAAUGCAUCGAUGAUAGCGGAUCGUCUUUGAAGUUGGUCCUGUGGGACGAUGUUGCCGAGUCGCUCGAUCGGGCCUGUUCAGUCGGAGACAUCAUCUACUUAUCAGGAAUUGCGAUCUCUACGUACCAAGGCAAGCCUCAAGCAAGUUCGACCUUCGGAACUCGCGCGCAAAUCUGUUAUCGACUCCGACCCACCCAUGCCUCCCAUUUACUACUAUAUUGUCCUGAUUUGAGGUUGGCUUAUGACCCUACUACACGGAGAGUCAGUCAGUUGGUCGACUGGGCUAAAAGCGCAUUUUUCUGAUCUUGAGUAGUCACAUUUUCAAGCUGUUAGUCAAACCAAAAGAAAUCCUAUCUUUCUGAACACUUAAGAGAAUGUGAUCAGAUGGAUUACUUAGGUGUUGAUAUAGAUCUAUAUGUAGCAUUCUCAAGAAGAUGUAAACAGUUUGCAAAUUCAUACGUCGUACUAUGUAUCUAAAAAAAACAAAACUUCGAAAUUAUCUAUGUUACUGCAUAAUAUUUUCUGGAUUGAAUUUUUAAUCAUUCAAUUUUUUUGAAUCAA